GCGCAGUGCGUUCAGCUUGUAACACGGAGCCAAGAUGGAGGUGCUUGUUGUUGCUCCGAGCUUCAGGUGCUCAAGCUUCGAGUUUCCACCUGGUUCUGUUGUCAGAGACGUUCUGGAACGGUUCAUCCCGCACCAGGACUGGUAUGUCACCACUAACGGCCGUCUGUCUGGGCUGGAGGAGCGGCUGCAGGAUGGGGCCGUCUACCGCCUGGAGCCCCGGCUCCGUGGAGGGAAGGGAGGUCAGUUCCAGGAAAUGCACCGAUCCCAUGACCAGGUUUUGGCUCCAUGUUUCCUUGGUUUUCCAGGUUUUGGCUCCAUGUUUCCUUGGUUUUCCAGGUUUUGGCUCCAUGUUUCCUUGGUUUUCCAGGUUUUGGCUCCAUGUUUCCUUGGUUUUCCAGGUUUUGGCUCCAUGCUCCGGGCUUUGGGAGCACAGAUCGAGAAGACGACCAACAGAGAGGCCUGCAGGGAUCUGAGCGGCCGCCGCCUUCGAGACGUCAACCAUGAGAAGGAGAUGGCGGACUGGCUGAAGAAGCAGUCGGAGCGCGAGGCGGAGAAGGAGCAGCGGCGGCUGGAGCGUCUGCAGAGGAAGCUGUUGGAGCCGCGGCAUCAGUUCGCCGACCCGCAGUACCAGCAGCAGUGCCACGACCUGAGCGAGCGUCUGGAGGACUCGGUUCUGAAAGGCCUGCAGGCGACCUCCAGCGGUCAGGUGAAGGUCGGAGUCGACCCGGAUCAGAACCGAGCCCCUGCAAGGAAGAGGAGGAAGACUGCAGCGGCAGCCGGGUUCUGGACGGGUCUGGACGAGCUGCUGAGCUCUGAGGAUGAUGAAGAUGAUGAGUCUCCGUGCAGCGGAGGAGCUGUUACCAUGACGACCCAGAGGGAGGAGGCGGAGCCUGGACCCAGCAGCAGCACCGCUCCAACCGCCAGAACCUCAGAGGUCCAGAACCCCGGGCUCCCGACGGAACCGGCUGUUGGACCCUCAGGGGACCAGAACCCUCCUCAGGGCUGCAGGGAACCGGCCCAGGUCCAGAACCCCGGGCUCCCGACGGAACCGGCUGUUGGACCGUCAGGGGACCAGAACCCUCCUCAGGGCUGCAGGGAACCGGCCCAGGUCCAGAACCCCGGGCUCCCGAUGGAACCGGCUGUUGGACCGUCAGGGGACCAGAACCCUCCUCAGGGCUGCAGGGAACCGGCCCAGGUCCAGAACCCCGGGCUCCCGACGGAACCGGCUGUUGGACCGUCAGGGGACCAGAACCCUCCUCAGGGCUGCAGGGAACCGGAUCAGCAGUUGGACCUGUCCUCGGUGCCGUCUGUCCAGCAGCUGGAGUCUCUGGGUCUGGAGGUUCUGAAGGAGGAACUGAUGCGCCGCGGCCUGAAGUGCGGGGGAACGCUGUCGGAGCGCGCCGCCCGCCUCUACUCCGUCAGAGGCCUGAGUCCAGACCGGAUCGACCCGGCACUGCUCGCCAGAACCAGGAGGAAGUAGACCCAGCUGGGAACUUCCUGUCUGGAAUGAAGCUUCCGGGUCUGGAUGUUGGAAUCGUUUAUUUGAACAUGUGAAUCGAUGAUCAGAUUUUGUUUUUAUGAAAUAUUAAUAAAAUGUUUCAGAACCAAA
Molecule: messenger RNA, 1609 nt
Organism: Xiphophorus maculatus (southern platyfish)
Lineage: Eukaryota; Metazoa; Chordata; Actinopteri; Cyprinodontiformes; Poeciliidae
Gene: sde2
Product: SDE2 telomere maintenance homolog
Exons: 8
Coding region: 35-1480 (481 amino acids)
Cellular component (GO): nucleus
Source: RefSeq, a predicted model, not a curated record